Messenger RNA from Tripterygium wilfordii, 1712 nucleotides. RefSeq names its product transcription factor HHO6-like. The transcript has 5 exons. The coding region runs from base 266 to 1441 and encodes 391 amino acids. Lineage: Eukaryota; Viridiplantae; Streptophyta; Magnoliopsida; Celastrales; Celastraceae. Gene Ontology annotation, molecular function: DNA binding; DNA-binding transcription factor activity. The record is from RefSeq and is a predicted model, not a curated record. Gene Ontology annotation, biological process: regulation of DNA-templated transcription.
UAUUCCUAAACAAAAGAAGAAGAAAAAAAACCCUGCUUUUUCUCCCCCAAUCACUUCUUGCCUGCCUCACUGUACACACACAUAUAUUUAUAUAUCUGUCUAUUUCUCUAUAUAUGCAGAUCUCUUCGUCUUGCUCUAGUCCCUUGUUUCGUUUUUUCACAGUUCAGAUUGUUUGAUUAUUACCUACAAGAAGAGGAAAUUAAGGAAGGAGAAGAAUCUGGGUCUGAGAGAGAGAUAGACGGGAGGAAUUAAGGAUCUAUUGCAAAUGGGGUCGCUUCCACCGGAACUGAGCUUGGAUUUCAGACCCACUUUUGUACCCAAAACGAUCAGUGAUUUCCUAAAGGAGGUAUCGGUGAUCGGAAACGUUUCGGACAAGGUGUCGAGGCUUGAUGAAUUUGUCAAGGGAUUGGAGGAAGAAAUGAAGAAGAUCGAUGCGUUUAAGCGCGAGCUCCCUCUUUGCAUGCUUCUCUUGAAUGAUGCAAUUUUUACUUUGAAGGAGGAGUCAAUACAAUGUACUGCAACAAAUCUCCGACCAGUAUUAGAAGAGUUUAUUCCGUUGAAGAAGGAUAGCACUGAUGAGCAACCUGAUAUUGCAAUCAAAAGGGAAAAGGACUCCAAAGACAAGAAAAACUGGAUGAGCUCUGUUCAGCUCUGGAACCCUGAUAUCAGUGACCCCAAAGAGAAUCCCAAAUCAGAAUCUAAGAGAAGCAAGGGAGGGAGUCCUUUUGCAAAAGACGAUCCAUUUGAUGGGUGUAAGAACAGGGGAGCUGCAAGGUCAUUUAUGUCGUUUAAGACAUGCAAUGGUAUGAUUAGUAAGGAGGAUGGUAAGGAGGAAUUGCCAAUACAAGGGCUUUCUCUGUUAACCCCAGGAAUCAAGAGUCCCAGAGAGGAGUCAGGUUCUUUGGGGACAAGAGUUGAUUGUAACAGAACGAUCACCUCUUCCGCCCCCUAUCUGCAGAAAAAUUCACAAAAUGGACCACAAACACCACAGCAGCAGACCUCUAGGAAGCAAAGGAGGUGCUGGUCACCUGAGUUGCAUCGCCGGUUUGUCAGUGCCUUGCAGCAACUUGGGGGAUCACAUGCGGCUACUCCAAAGCAGAUUCGAGAACUUAUGCAAGUUGAUGGCUUGACCAAUGAUGAGGUCAAGAGUCAUUUACAGAAAUUCCGUCUUCAUUCUCAAAGAGUGUCAUCCACUGGUUCAACUGGUUCUGCAAACCAAUCCGUAGUUGUUUUGGGAGGUUUAUGGAUGCCCCAACAAGACCAGUGUGGUGACUCCUCAAAGGUUUCACAGUCGGGUUCUCCCGAAGGUCCCCUCCAGCUUGCUAUGAACACCAGAAACUCCACUGAAGGGGACAGCAUGGAAGAUGAGGAAGAUGAAAAAUAUGAGAGCUAUAGCUGGAGAUCUAAUGCUCACAAAUCCGGAAAAGUUGAUGUACUAUAGAGUUCAUUCACAUGAUUUUUUUGCAGAUAUGAGUAUACAUGGCAGGAUUAUGUGACUAGAGAAACUAUACAUAUUAUAUAAAAGGAGAGAGCAAGAGAGAGUGAGUGAGGAUGUGAAAAUUUGCAGGAUUAGCUUUCCUUCAUGAAUUUGAGUUUUUUUUGUUUCAUCGGCAUUGAUAUAAGAACUAUAUAUAGAGAAUGAUGAUCCAUGUUUUUUAAUGGAAGGACCAAUGCUAUUAAUUAUUUUCCAUUGAAUUACUUGUUGGAGAACU